UAGAGGUAGCUUCUCCCCGCGGUGUCAUUGCUGCAGCCUCCAGUGCCCGGUCCCUAGGUCCCCAGCCGCCGCUCUGCCCGGUGCAAAAUCGCCUGCAAAGGCAGCCGAGCCGCAGCAGAAGUUGCCGGGCAUAAGACUCGGGAGGCAUUAUUGGCUCAGUAACUUUUCACGUCAUUUUCUGCUUUGGAGCCCCUUCUGUCCUCUCCGAGCAGCCUUUGCCACCGCGAAUUAUCAGUGCUCAUGGGGCAGGGGAAGAGCAGCUUGCAGCAUUGAGCGGAACCGGACUCGAGCCCGUGAUGUCCGGCACCAAAUUGGAGGACUCACCCCCUUGUCGCAACUGGUCAUCUGCUUCGGAGCUGAAUGAAACUCAAGAGCCCUUCUUAAACCCCACCGACUAUGACGACGAGGAAUUCCUGCGGUACCUGUGGAGGGAAUACCUACACCCGAAAGAGUAUGAGUGGGUCCUGAUCGCCGGGUACAUCAUCGUGUUCGUGGUGGCUCUCAUCGGGAACGUCCUGGUUUGUGUGGCAGUGUGGAAGAACCACCACAUGAGGACAGUAACCAACUACUUCAUAGUCAACCUUUCUCUGGCUGAUGUUCUCGUGACCAUCACCUGCCUUCCAGCCACGCUGGUUGUGGACAUCACUGAAACAUGGUUCUUUGGACAGUCCCUCUGUAAAGUGAUUCCUUAUUUACAGACUGUGUCAGUGUCUGUGUCUGUGCUCACACUGAGCUGCAUUGCCUUGGAUCGCUGGUAUGCAAUCUGUCACCCUUUGAUGUUUAAGAGCACAGCCAAGCGAGCCCGGAACAGCAUCGUCAUUAUCUGGAUUGUCUCCUGCAUUAUCAUGAUUCCUCAGGCCAUUGUCAUGGAGUGCAGCACCAUGCUCCCCGGCUUAGCCAACAAAACCACCCUCUUCACAGUGUGUGAUGAGCGCUGGGGCGGUGAAAUUUACCCCAAGAUGUAUCAUAUCUGUUUCUUUCUGGUGACAUACAUGGCACCACUGUGUCUUAUGGUGUUGGCCUAUCUGCAAAUAUUUCGUAAACUCUGGUGCCGACAGAUCCCUGGAACAUCAUCUGUUGUUCAGAGAAAAUGGAAGCCCCUGCAGCCUGUUUCACAGCCUCGAGGGCCAGGACAGCAGACCAAGUCCAGGAUGAGCGCUGUGGCUGCUGAAAUAAAGCAGAUCCGAGCCAGAAGGAAAACAGCCCGGAUGCUGAUGGUUGUGCUUUUGGUGUUUGCAAUUUGCUAUCUACCAAUUAGCAUCCUCAAUGUGCUGAAGAGAGUAUUUGGGAUGUUUACCCACACCGAAGACAGAGAGACUGUCUAUGCCUGGUUUACAUUUUCACACUGGCUCGUCUAUGCCAACAGUGCUGCGAACCCAAUUAUUUAUAAUUUUCUCAGUGGAAAAUUUCGAGAGGAAUUUAAAGCUGCAUUUUCUUGCUGUUGCCUUGGAGUUCACCAUCGCAAAGAGGAUCGGCUCACCAGGGGGCGAACAAGCACGGAGAGCCGGAAGUCUCUGACCACCCAGAUCAGCAACUUUGAUAACAUAUCAAAACUCUCAGAGCAAGUUGUGCUCACCAGUAUAAGCACACUCCCAGCAGCCAAUGGAGCGGGGCCGCUUCAAAACUGGUAUCUACAACAGGGACCACCAUCAUCACUACUGUCAUCCUGGUUGGAGGUCUGAAAGAAGAGGCUGACUAUCAUUGCUGAAUUGUCACUCAAUGUCAUCUCACUCAAAGAGAUUAUGGUUUAUAAAACAAUGGUCCCUGGGUUACAAGUGCAGUGUGAAAGAAGACUGGUUUUAAAGCCCUCGUGUGCUUUAUGGCUACCUGGAUGACUUGAGUUUCUAACAAAAAAUAUCAAAUUUCUAAUUUUAUUUAAGACUAAGUUUUGCCGAAGCAGACAGUUUCUAAGUGCAUAUUGCCUGGAAGGAAAAACAAACAAACAUCAAUACGUAUGAGAUAUUGCAGGAGUGGAAUAAGAGACUGUACAUUGCUCUCAACAUGGUGAUACAGGAAUCCUAAGAGAUCUGGAUUUAAAUCCUCUUACCUUAAUGGUUACCUUAACGGAACAAAUGGUAAAGAAACAAGUGUUCCCCAAAGCUGUCAAUCUUGUGGAACAAAGGUUCAACUACUUACCUCAUUAUGUGCUAGUAACACAAAUGAGAAGACUUAUGAAAAGAAAGUGUUGUGACUGUUUUAUGCUACACAUAGAAUAUGUAUGUAUCUCUCUUUUUUAUAUUUCAAAGAUUUAAUGCAAAAUGUCAUUAAUGUUACUGAAAUUUGUUAUCAGUAGGAUGAGAUAAUAAUGUUAUCUAAUAUGAAACCCACUUUAAUUUCAUUAUUUCUGAAUUUCUACAAACUGAGGAUAAGUUUGAUAGUUGAAUUUAUUUAUUCUUGGCAAAAUAUGACUUCAGGUUAUGAGAAAAAUGACUGCUAAAUUCUCCAAGGCUUGGAGCAUUUCUUGAAUAUUAAAUAACAGUUACAAAUAAUUGAUGAGUUAAUUGCAAUGUGUUAGGCACACUGAUAUUGAGUUUCACUCCCAGUGUACACUGUUUUAAUGAAGAUACAGGUACAUAUGCUUAUAAAAUACAAUUUGAAUACACAUAAACCUGAAAUAUCAGAAUUACAAACCUGAAGAUGCUUAUGGACACAAAUUGUGAGGAGGGCUAUUAUUAUUUUAAUACUAGUGUAAUAACAGAAUGUUUCACAUUUGAUAUAAAUCAUAAUAGGAAUCAAUUGCAUUUCAAAAAAAUCUGGAUACUCAUUACAAUUUAGAAAACUUCUCAAUUCUAGUUAAUUUUAUAACAGAUGACUUAUCUACUUACUACAAGUUAAAAAGUAAAUUCCAUUAGGUUAUAUGCAAUUAAUUUUCAAAUGGCAUGAAGCAAACCAAAAGAUUUUUUUAGAGAUAAUACAUAAACAGAAAACACUGUUAAUAUGUCUAUUCUAUUACCUUAUGUACCACAGAAAAUGAACUGCAAAGGCAUGAAAAACACUGUUAUCUCCCAAAAUUCAAAGGAAAUUUUUUUCUAGAGAACUGCAAUUUAAAGAGGGCAAAAAGCUCCCUCCUAUUUGCCACAUAUUUAUAUUACUUUAAAUUUUCUUUAUAAGCUGUGGUGUUAGAGUGUCUUUAAAUUUUUCAUGAAAUGUAUUUCUGUAAUUAUUGUAUCCCAUGUGUAUAACAUACUGUCACUUGUUUAACAAUUAUCUUAUACAUU
Molecule: messenger RNA, 3218 nt
Organism: Hipposideros armiger (great roundleaf bat)
Lineage: Eukaryota; Metazoa; Chordata; Mammalia; Chiroptera; Hipposideridae
Gene: HCRTR2
Product: hypocretin receptor 2
Exons: 8
Coding region: 297-1682 (461 amino acids)
Biological process (GO): feeding behavior; G protein-coupled receptor signaling pathway; circadian sleep/wake cycle process
Cellular component (GO): plasma membrane
Molecular function (GO): orexin receptor activity
Source: RefSeq, a predicted model, not a curated record